This is a messenger RNA of Hermetia illucens (black soldier fly), 3472 nucleotides long. Its product is annotated as dynein regulatory complex protein 11-like. Gene Ontology annotation, molecular function: ATP binding; ATP hydrolysis activity. The record is from RefSeq and is a predicted model, not a curated record. The transcript has 8 exons. The coding region runs from base 117 to 3461 and encodes 1114 amino acids. NCBI's taxonomy places the organism in Eukaryota, Metazoa, Arthropoda, Insecta, Diptera, Stratiomyidae.
CAAUGCGUAUAUUUGAAAAUUGUACAAAUUUUUCUACAAUAAUUUUGAUAUUUUCAUAUUUUUCUUUUGUAUUUGUCAUUGUUUAGAUGAAAACUUUCUAGAAAUCACCAUUAGCAAUGUCUUACCAAUACAAUUACAAAUUUUGGAUUGCAACUGCUGACCAAAUCAACGACGUCUUCAUCAGGAAGAAGGUCUUUGAAAAAAUCACUUCGGUAUCAGACAAAUAUCAAGCUCACGAAAUCUUCUCCCUGAUAUACACCCACUAUGUUGGCAUUGUAAAUCGGUUGAGCUAUCUAUUCGACGUCACCUGCCAGGUGCAGAAAAGGAACCUCAUUAAACGGCUCCUGGAAGCAGCCACCAACCGAAUAUUAGAGCUUCGCAAUGAGCUCAAAGAAAUAGAACUGAGUGAGUUCAUUUACUUGGACAAUGUCUUGAUCAAGGUGAAGGUACUGGUAGAGGACGUACAACUACUGAGGCCCUUCUACUUCCCCAUGCCAAGAGAUCCUCAUAUCCAAGAUUUAGUGGAUAAUAAAAUCCCUCCGGAAAAAAUGGAGGACGAAAGAAGCGCCAUAUCAAACGAGGAGAUGGAAAAACGCUUCACUAGACCUAAAUAUUCACGGCUGCCUUUAAAACGCAAAUCCAGCAUAAUGGCGCUACUGGCUCAGACGAAUCCUGAGCAGUACAAUCAUAUCAUGGCAACCAUUUUGAUAAAGGUCCACGAAAAAGCCCGAAAAGCCAGAAUUUUAUUAACAAACAUACGUUGUGAUCCUGAACAUUACAAGCCCCAAGCGCCGGAUAUUGGAAAAGGAUUUUAUUAUGAAUUUACUCAUAAACCAGACCAACCGAUGUUAGUCCUGGUGAAAAGGACUUUCUACGAUUCUAAAUACUUCAUUGACCGACAAAUCUCACAGGAAGUCGACUACUAUGUCAGACCUGUCCACAGGAAACUUAAACUGAAAGAUACACAACUUAAAAAAUCUAAAGGAUCGGACGAAGGUUCACUCGAUGAUGAUUUUAUAAAAUUCGAGAACGACUUUGCGGAAGAUACUUAUUUUGGUGAAUAUGAAAGGGGGGAUAUAACAACCAGUGUGAGUAGCGGUAAAGAACUGAUCAACAGUUUCUACCAUGGCACGCCUGUGCUUUCUCACCUCUCUACGGCAGAACUCAAAGAGAGGAUUAAGAAUACAGAGAGUUUUGCUCAGAUUUCACAAAUAGCUUACAUCUUAAACCAAGAAAAGGGGUCCAACCAAAGUGAAGCUGAGGAUGCCGAGAGAGAGAGCGUAUCUGACCGUGGCGGUACGGUUACCACUGUACCGCUUGAUGUGCAAGUAAAUCGAUCAAGUGAGAAAACUAUUUUACCGGAUACUCCUGUCUCGAUACCAAAGGCUGUUGAUGGAGAAAUCAAGAAAUCAUUGACCGUAACUAGUGUCGUCACGGAUCGGCGCUCCCGAAAAUCUAUUUUGAAACAAGGCGGUGCUGUUAGUAGUGAGAAAAUCCGUCCGACAAUUGUCGAAAACAUUGCUGAGGACGAAGAUCGCUUGUCAAUGGACGCGGUAGAAGCUCUCCUUAAGGAAAAAUUGAGGGACGCAGCUGCUUCAGUAAUUCAGUUUGCGUGGAGGCGAUACUUGCUUCAGAAACGUGUAGAGAAACGAAGGCUUCAAAAACUAAUUCUUUAUGGAAUGGUUAGUGAAUGGCGAUGGAAUGUGAGAGCAGAUCGUGAACUCGAAGAGGAUCGUCUGAAACGUAGAAACAAGAAGGCUCUAUUCGACCAGCAAUUUAUUCAGGCAGUUGAAAAUGAGAAAGCACGAAUAUUGAAAGUACGAGGUCCGUGGAUUAUGGAAGAUAUCUCGGAUCAUAUAAGGGCCUGGUUUCGUGAAUUUUACGACGGAACUGGCGAAUUUGAUCGUUAUCCAGAAGAAUUUGAGGGUGGCACUAUUUUAGUUUUACGCGGAGAAACUAUGACCGUACCAGAAUAUCUCCAAACUAAAGAAGAUAAAAAGAAUAAAAAGAAAAAAUCCGCUGCUGAAAAGCAGAAGGAGAAAGAAAAGCGGAAGGCUGAACGGGAAAAGUUAAAGGAACUGAAGAAAAAAGAGAAGGAAAAGGCUAAAUUACUGAAGAAACUAGAAGCAAAACUUGGGAAAACCUAUAAUUUUUCAAAGGUGUCCCCGUAUUAUGAAGAAAUGAAAGAGAUAAUGAAGGAGUAUGAAACAGAAUGGGCGAAUAUCGAUGAGAAACAAAAUGUGAAUGAAGAUCCUUAUAUGGAAUGGAUAAGCUUGGACAAAUUUGCAGAGGCUCACCAAGAAUUACGGCUGGCUGUUGAUGAGUUGAUGAGGGUUGAAUUUGAACUUCUCCGUAAAGCACUUGCCGAAGAUCGCCGAAAAAAAUACAAACCCCAAAAGAAAAAGAAACAAAAAAAGAAAAAAGGUAAACGCGGAAAAAAGAAGAAGCAACCCAAGGAUCUUACUGCUGAUCGGACGAUAGAAUCCUUGUAUCACGAACUGAAAGACUACGGUCUGAUUAAGGAAAUGCCUCGUGCGAAUUUGGAUGAACAUGUUGGAGAAUACAACCUUUCAGCUUAUGAAAAACGAAUGAUUUACAUGCAAGAUCCCCCUCCAGGCCACGGCGAAAUCAAGAGCGUCAUACGCGAAGCCAUCAUUGGAAUGGGUCCAUUAGACGUAAGCAAGGCUAAAUCAAUCCUUAUAGCAGGCGCUCCUAACAGUGGCAAGCAGUUUCUCGUGCAGGCAAUUGCUUCUGAAGUUGGUGCUAUCGUCUUCGAUAUAAGCCCUGAGAAUGUUGUCCAAUUUGAAGCAAAUAUGAAGUACUUCCUUCACUUGAUCAACAAAAUGUCUCGAGCACUCCAACCUACCAUCCUCUAUAUAAACCAAUGUGAGCGUCUUUUCUGGAAGAAAGUACCAAAAGAUCAAACCGACAUUAAACCUCGUCUUCUCGGCAAGUAUAUUAUCAAGCAAAUUGUGAAGCCAAUCAAAAAGGAAGACAAAGUCCUUGUGCUUGGUAUUAGUAACGAACCAUUCAAAGCCAAAUUAGGAAAAAUGAAAAAGUGUUUCGAGAGGAUAAUAAUAGUUCCUCGCGCCGAUUAUGGUACCACGUUUCAGAUACAUCGGGUCCUCGCGAUGAAAAAAUAUGGAUUACCGCGGGAUUUUGAUUUUUCCGCAGUUUCGAUGGUUACGAAAGGAUACGCCUCGUCAGUGGUUUAUAACAACUUGAACGCAACUUUGGGUAUUGAACGGAGGAUGAAGUUCCCAAUUAAGCCCCUUAAAGCUCAAGAGUUAAUUGAGGGGUAUUUCAAUCGCGAAGAGCCAAAGUUUCCAAUUACUGAUGAUGAAUUCGCAAAGUACAUAAAAUUCUACACUAAAGCAAAUAAAUUAGCUAAGCAGCGAGUUAAAUUUAUGAAAGAACAAGAAAAAUUAAAGGCAAAGGAGAAGCCGAAAGGGAAAAAAUGAUUUUAAAAUUA